AUGGAAUAUUUCUAUUUUAUCUACUUCUUGUUGCACAUCCCAAUCACUGUAGUGAUUGAUGCCACCGUGGUUAUCCCCCCAUGGUUCCAGUGGCAAGAAAAGCUGGUAGAAUUCCAUCAACAGGCCAACGGUGAUUUCCUGCUAGAUUCGAAGCCGCUUUGGUUCAGAUCUUUUGUUUACCUGGAAUUGAUCCUGCAAUUACCAGCGUUCGUGGUCCUUGUGGUCGAUUAUUGGCGUAACUCCAGAUUCUCUCCGAGGUGGUACCCAUUGAUUACAAUUUACGGAUUCAACGCGGCGCUGACGACAUACACAUGUCUCGUAUACAUCACCCAACGCGAGGUGGGGUCGGGACUAGUCCGAUUCAAUUGGCCCCUUUUCUUGGUCUACCUACCAACAUUUAUCAUUCCUGCCGUCAUGUCCGUACAGUACUACCUAAAGUGUGUGUCUCUACUGAGUAAAGUCAAAUAG
Molecule: messenger RNA, 468 nt
Organism: Komagataella phaffii GS115
Lineage: Eukaryota; Fungi; Ascomycota; Pichiomycetes; Pichiales; Pichiaceae
Exons: 1
Coding region: 1-468 (155 amino acids)
Cellular component (GO): endoplasmic reticulum
Source: RefSeq, a predicted model, not a curated record